UGAGGACAUCGAGAGAAGUUACAAAACCCACCAGACAUGGCAAAAAGAAGAACAAAAAAAAGAACUCACGUAAAGGUGAACCAAGAUGAGGCUGCGAAGAUCCCUCGUUCCAUGGUGUUGAGAAUAGGUUUGAAUAUGAAGAACCACUCUCUUACACAAUUGGUGAGGGAUAUGAGAAAUGUGAUGCAGCCACACACCGCAAUCAAGCUUAAAGAGAGAAAAUCCAACAAACUAAGAGACUUUGUCGUUAUGGCUGGUCCGUUGAACGUUUCUCACUUGAUGAUCUUUAGUCAAUCGGAAGCUGGUACUACACAGCUGAGAAUAGCGAGAAUGUCCAGAGGUCCAACUAUUACUUUCAAGGUUGAUAACUAUUCGCUCUGUAAAGACGUUAGAAAGAUUCAAAGACAUCCAAAAUCCAUUACAGGUGAAUCGAAGGAGUAUCUGAACCCGCCUUUGUUGGUGCUCAAUGGGUUCACAAACCCUCAAUCGGCACCACCACAUGAGAAACUGCUCAUUACAACUUUCCAAAACAUGUUCCCGCCUAUUCAACCACACUCCACUAAGGUGAGCUCUGUUAAAAGAGUGUUGAUGAUCUUCAAGGACCAGGAAACAGGUGCAAUUGAAUUACGUCACUAUGCCAUUGAUGCCAAACCGGUUGAAGGCUCCAAGAGUAUUAAGAAGUUGAUAAAUGCAAAGAAAAACAUUCAUAAGAGACUUCCGAAUUUGAACAGAACCUCUGACGUUUCUGAGCUUUUAACAGACCCAUACUCCAUUGGUGCAUUCACCAGUGAUAGUGAGGUUGAAGAGGAGAAUAUUGUUGACGUUACAGAGACAAGUGCAACUACUGUCAAGAAGGAUGUUUCCACAACAACCUCUGGAAUCAGCUCAUCAGCAGCUGAAACAAAUGUUCGUAAGAAGGCUAUUAAACUUACAGAGAUUGGUCCACGGUUGAAACUGCACCUGACUAAAAUUGAGGAAGGAAUCUCCACUGGUAAAGUAUUGUACCAUCAUAAUAUUAAGAAAUCCAAGAAGGAGCAAACUGAGUUGGAACAGAAACAUGCAGAACGCCAAAGAAUUAAAAGGGAGAGAAAGGAAGAGCAGGCUGCUAACAUUGCCGAGAAGAAGUCUAAAAAGGAGGCAAAAAAGGAACGUCGUAAACAACGUGAAGAAGAGCGUAAGGCAAGGCUGGCAAAUGGUGAAGAAGUCUCUGAAGAUGAAGAUGAAGAAGAUGCCGAUGAAGAAGAACAAGAUGCGGAUGAAGAAGAAAUACCUGAGGAUUUGGAUAGUGAUCUUUACAGUGAUGUGGAUGAGAUGGAUGAAGAUUAAUUCAUAGUUUAGAUAGAACAUACUCUCAAUGCAUAGUUGAGCAACGACGUGUGUAGUUGUUUCAGGUGUGAAGUCUUUUUGUUUCUCGUUAAUAUACGAUUUCAUGGUCUGCAAGUGCUUAAAUUUCCUCAUUGGGACACCAAUGGAGCCCAAUAUACUACAAGUGUAUAACCACAGAGCUCUGUUCUGUUACACUUGAAACAUCACCUCAAAUACUCAAAUAG
Molecule: messenger RNA, 1550 nt
Organism: Williopsis jadinii
Lineage: Eukaryota; Fungi; Ascomycota; Saccharomycetes; Phaffomycetales; Wickerhamomycetaceae
Product: Brix domain-containing protein
Exons: 2
Coding region: 37-1326 (429 amino acids)
Biological process (GO): ribosomal large subunit assembly; rRNA processing
Cellular component (GO): preribosome, large subunit precursor
Molecular function (GO): rRNA binding
Source: RefSeq, a predicted model, not a curated record